AUGGCCGCGCCCGCGACCCGGCAGGUCAGCGGCCCCGCUCUGGCCCCGGCCCUGGCCUCCGCCGGCCCGGAACACUGGCAGCGCCUGGCGGCCGCCGUCGCAGAGCUCCCGCUACUGGACGCGGCGGGUCGGCUGGUGCCGUUCGGCGCGCUGUUCGCAGAGCGGCGGGCCGUGGUGGUGUUCGUGCGGCAUUUCCUGCGUUACAUUUGCAAAGAAUACGUGGAAGAUCUGGCUAAAAUCCCCAAGAGUUUCCUGCAAGAAGCAAAUGUCACCCUUAUAGCAAUUGGACAGUCUUCUUACCAUCACGUUGAGCCUUUCUGCAAACUGACUGGAUAUUCUCAUGAAAUUUAUGUUGAUCCUGGGAGAGAAAUUUAUAAAAGAUUGGGGAUGAAAAGAGGUGAAGAAGUUGUCUCCUCAGGUAACAUCAUCCAUUUUAUACACCGUGAUAGGAAUAGGUUGGAUCACAAGCCCAUAAACUCUGUGUUACAGCUUGUAGGAGUUCAGCACGUGAACUUUACAAGCAGACCCUCCAUUAUCCAUGUGUGACUCGACACUGAAUCUGCCUCUUGUCCUGGAAAUGUGUCUUCACUGCAAGGUGUCACAGCUCUGUUCAGUGUCUCACCUGCUCGCCCUUCCCAGCCCUUGAUGUGUAAUGAACACAGAGAGUACCUGUUGUCAAAAAUGUGAUACACAUUUAAAUAUUUUUGUCUGUGUGUGUGAGCACAUGUAUGUGUAUAGGUGUAUAUGCACAUUGUACGUGUGUGUAGGCCAGGGGCUGAUACUGGAUGCCUUCUUCAGUCACUUUCUACCUUAUUUUUUUUCUCAAUUUUUAAAAAAUUUUUAUUAACAUUUUCCAUGAUUAUAAAAAGUAUCCCAUGGUUCUCUACCUUAUUUUUAACAAAACAGAAUUUCACCAAUUAUGAACCCAGAUCUCACCAAUUUGGCUAGCAUGUCUAGCCAAUUUGCCCCAGGGUUCUACCUGUCUCUGCCUCUCAAGUGCUGGGAUUGCAGGUUGUAACUGCCAUGCCCUGUAUUUACAGGGGCUCUAGGGAUCUGAACUCAGGUCCUCAUGUUUACAUGGCAAAUGAUUUUACUGACCAAGCCAUCUUCACCAUUUCUAAAGUUUAUACAUUUUUAUGGCUUUUGCAGUUUUAUACCAAAUAAUUAUAGAAAACAUUUUAAUACUUAUAACAUUAUGAAUACCAUUUUAUAUAUAGUAAAUCCAUUCAAUAAAAGAAUUUUUGGCAACUGAACUGUAUAAAGGGAAGGCAAGGUCAGAUAUGAUGGUGCAUAGCUAUAAUCUUAGGCUUAGCUUGAGGCAGGAGGCCAGUUUGAGCUCCACACAGUGAGACCUUGCCCCAGAAAAACAGUCAGUCAUCAAACAGUGAAAGAGAGGGAAGAAUGAAGGGAAGGGAAAGCCACUCAAGACCAUUUUAUUCAGUUAAAGAAAAAAUUUUGUAGUAUAACCACUUUUUAAAAAUAUUUUUGUAUGCUUAGAAAAGACGAAAUGAUACACCGUGUGUGUGCAGGGUGAUGACAGGUAUUUUUGCUCUUCCAAACUUCACAGUACUUCACCUGUUCUCUGGUGAGCCUGAGUGACUUGCCUGACCAGAAUGGUCUUGAAAGGGCCAACACCUGCCUACAGAACUCUCCCGCAUGGAGCGGAGUGCCCAGGUUGAACUUCCAUUGUGUUUGCGCUAAUGAAACCUCAAACAUCUCACAGCCACUGGCCCAGAGCUCCUGCACACUACACACCCACCACCCAGUUCACUGGGAGUUACUGAUGGAGUGAGGAGGGUCGAAAAACAUACUAU
Molecule: messenger RNA, 1814 nt
Organism: Jaculus jaculus (lesser Egyptian jerboa)
Lineage: Eukaryota; Metazoa; Chordata; Mammalia; Rodentia; Dipodidae
Product: peroxiredoxin-like 2C
Exons: 2
Coding region: 1-546 (181 amino acids)
Source: RefSeq, a predicted model, not a curated record